This is a messenger RNA of Molossus molossus (Pallas's mastiff bat), 945 nucleotides long. RefSeq names its product leucine rich repeat containing 72 (gene LRRC72). Gene Ontology annotation, molecular function: protein binding. Lineage: Eukaryota; Metazoa; Chordata; Mammalia; Chiroptera; Molossidae. The coding region runs from base 1 to 867 and encodes 288 amino acids. The transcript is spliced from 9 exons. The record is from RefSeq and is a predicted model, not a curated record.
AUGACCUGGAACGUAAACCAUCUGCCCCGCGCCUUCCAACCUACUGCGACCCUAGCGAGGGCUCCGGGACCUGCCCUGGAGACCAGCAGCAGGGCAGUUGAAGAUCAACUAAAGAUAUGUGGCCACAAGAGGGACGCUGAUGUCUUUGAGCUGUUCCUUUCUCAAAAGGAACUGACAGAUGUUAUUGAUCUUUCUAGGUUUAAAAAAUUAAAGUACUUAUGGCUACAUCAUAACAAGCUCCAUGGAAUAACAUUUCUAACGAGAAACUAUUGUCUGACAGAACUGUAUCUAAACAACAACGCAAUCAUUGAUAUAAAAGGCCUGCACUCUCUGCCUUCGCUGCACAUACUCCUGCUGCACCACAACGAGCUAACGGACAUCAGUGCAACCGUGAAGGAGUUAAAGGGAAUGCUGAAUCUGAAGACCCUAAGUCUCUACCAAAACCCUUUUUGCCAAUAUAACCUGUAUCGUUUAUAUAUAAUCUACCAUCUUCCAGGAGUAGAGUUGCUUGACCGAAAUCAAGUUACAGAAAAGGAAAGAAGAUCAAUGAUUACCAUUUUUAACCAUAAAAAGGCUCAUGUUGUUCACUCAAUAGCAUUCGGAGAAAAAGUAGAUGCCUCGUGGAAUCCUAGGUCGCCAUUUAAGCAAAAGCCAGCCCACAGAGUACCUCCAGAUUUUGCAUUUGCGAAUAAUGUAGACAAAACUGUGUUUGAUGACUCAGAAGACGCUGUUUUUGUAAGGUCCAUGAAGAGAUCAUUGGUGGCUAUUACCUUUCUGAACUGGUGCACCGUUCUGAAACGAGAGGAGAAGGGCUUGGAAGGGGAAGGCACAGAGCCGGCGCAAAUGCUCACAAUUACCCUGAGAUAACUCCUGGUGUUUCUAGGAAGCCUCAUGGUUUCCGGUUGCGUAUUAAACUUCUCUGUGACUUAGCAUGUUACAUAUUUA